UGACGAUAUAGCAGUGAUUCUGUCGACUGGGAGCGUGGCGCACUCCUGUAAUCCAGCUUCUUGGAGGUCGGGUUCAGUGGAUGGUUUGAGGUUGGGAGUCCUGUUGCAAAGCGAUUCACGUUGACUGGAUGUCCGCACUAAGAUCGGCAUCGAUAUGGACAUCCCGGAGGAGUCCGGGAUGUCCAGGUCAGCUAAGGAGGGGCGAACCGGGCCAGGGGGGAAACCCAGCAGCCAAAAGUCCCCGUGUCGUUCAGUAGUGGGAUCGCGUCUAGGAGUGGAAGCUUUGUGACAGCCCAAUCAAUACAGCUAGACCUGGGCCUUUUUGCCCUUUUUUUCCAUCUUUGCUAAUUAUUAAACAAUUUAGAAACCGUUAUUGUUACCAAUUGUGGGUUUAUUCCACCAUAGAAAAUUAUUAACUGGGGGCCCCUCAUUGUUGCAAAGUCAAUGGAACGUUCGAGACAUUUUCGCGAUUCUUCACUCAAAUAUAAAUCCCAGCAUUGUGCUCACGCACUGACAGUGGUUGUAGUGCUGAAAGUGAGUCAAAAUGACCAGUAACCAGGAAAAUCAGCCCCAGAUUGCGGGCGCAAUUUGCGCGCCGCCCCCUCAGCCUCCAACGGGCGACGUGCCCCAGCCGCGUCAGCCCACGAACCUCCAGGGGCUCCUUAAAUUCGCCAUGGAGGCCACCAAGCUGGAGGACGCCCCCCGCGAGUCCACCUUCCAGCCCAUGGAAGAAGCUCGCCGGAAAUUCCUCGAGGAAGCCCUCAACUCGCUCACAGUCGACGUGAUCGAAGUGUUACUCAAACAAAUCAAAAUUCUCGAAAAAGUGGACACGCUCAACGCCGGCGAUGACGACAGCGAAUACACAACAGCCCUUGACACGAUCUCCGACUUUGUCUGUGACAUCGACACUGCGAACGAUUUUCACAAAAUUGGGGGCUUCGUGAUCGUGUCGCCGUGCCUCAAGUGCAAAAGCCCCAAAGUGAGGGCACAAGUGUGCAAUUUGUUGGCGGAGUUGUGCCAGAAUAACGCCUACUGCCAACGAGUGGUGCUCGAAAGUGGGAUUAUGCCGAUACUUGUGGAGAUUGUGGAGCAGGAUCCGGAGGUGUCAGUGGUGGUGAAGGCAUUGUAUGCCAUUAGUUGCAUAGUGAGGCAAAAUACGGGGGCUUGCGCCCAGUUUAUACAAUAUAAGGGGGUCCAGGUGUUCCUGGAAGCCCUCAAACGAAAUGAGGAGAAAAUCAACACAAAAAUUUGUUUCCUCUUGAGGGCGUUGUGCAGCUCACAGGCUGAUUUUAAAAGCCGCCUUGUUUUUGUGGGUUACAUUCCAGUUCUAUUUUCCUUACUCUCAACACCUAAGACAAGUGACGAACACGUCCUAGGCCUCCUCCAGAAGUUGAUUGAAGACAACUCAGCCGCCAUUAACGAAAGCAGACAAAAUAAAGUGAAUGCUAAGGAAACCCUCGAAAAUUAUUUAUCACAAAUCAAGGGAAAGGAGGAAUAUUCCAAUGAAGAAGAGUUGUGUGAUACCAUCUACAAUACUUUAUUUGCACAGAAAUAAAACGUGUCAUUGUAUUUAUUUCACAUAAUUAAGUUGUACUUUUGCAAAAAUAUACGCUUUUAUAUAAUAUUAUAAAAA
Messenger RNA from Tribolium castaneum (red flour beetle), 1633 nucleotides. Its product is annotated as hsp70-binding protein 1. Gene Ontology annotation, cellular component: endoplasmic reticulum. Gene Ontology annotation, molecular function: protein binding; adenyl-nucleotide exchange factor activity. The coding region runs from base 545 to 1555 and encodes 336 amino acids. The record is from RefSeq and is a predicted model, not a curated record. The transcript is spliced from 2 exons. Lineage: Eukaryota; Metazoa; Arthropoda; Insecta; Coleoptera; Tenebrionidae.